Cynara cardunculus var. scolymus (artichoke) is the source of this 2289-nucleotide messenger RNA. RefSeq names its product peptidyl-prolyl cis-trans isomerase PASTICCINO1. The transcript is spliced from 20 exons. Gene Ontology annotation, molecular function: peptidyl-prolyl cis-trans isomerase activity; protein binding. The record is from RefSeq and is a predicted model, not a curated record. Lineage: Eukaryota; Viridiplantae; Streptophyta; Magnoliopsida; Asterales; Asteraceae. The coding region runs from base 171 to 2054 and encodes 627 amino acids.
CGGGUGUAACUGACUCGUUGAGAAGCGACUACGCUGACUCUCCCUCUGACCAUCUCUCUUCAAUUAUCUUCCUCCUUCACCUAAUACGUUGGUAGCUCCCAACCGUCUCUGCAAUUUCAACCUAGGGUUUUCCGUCACUUCCAACAAUUACAAACAACAGAUAAUCUCCAAUGGCUGUGGUCAAGGAUGCGGAACAAGAAUUCAAGCCGCCCAAGAAGAAAACAUCUUCUGAUGAGGAUGAUAAGAGGAGAAAGAAGAUGAUUCCGGGAGGCUUGAUGAAGGCUGUGAUUAGACCAGGAGGUGGUGAUGCUACGCCUUCUGACGGUGAUCAGGUCAUAUAUCAUUCUACUGUCCGUACUCUAGAUGGUGCGGUUGUUGAGUCUUCUCACUUGGAAUUUGGUGGCAAAGGCACCCCAAUAAGGCAGGUUUUGGGUAAGAGCAAGAUGAUAUUAGGGCUGCUAGAAGGAAUCCCAACAAUGUUGAAGGGUGAAAUUGCAGUGUUAAAGAUGAAGCCGGAAUUGCAUUAUGGCGAGGAUGACUGUCCAGUUUCUGUUUCCGAUAGCUUUCCGAAGGAUGCGGAACUUAAUUUUGAGAUUGAGCUGAUAGAGUUUUCAAAAAUCAAGGUUGUAACCGAAGAUUUGGGAGUCUUGAAGAAGGUUUUACAUGAGGCACAGAGUUGGGAAAACCCGCGAGAUCUAUAUGAAGUUAAAGCCAGGAUUUCUGCCAAGUCUGGGGAUGGACAACCACUUCAAUCACAUAUUACUGGCCAACCAAUUCUCUUCACUUUUGGAAAAUCUGAGGUACCUAAAGGUCUUGAAAUGGGUAUAGGAACAAUGUCACGGGGAGAGAAAGCAGUGAUCUAUGUUACAAGUCCAUACUUAAGCCUAAACCCUCUUAUACCUUCUGUAGAAGGUGUUGAAGAAGUUCACUUUGAAGUGGAACUCAUUCAUUUUAUUCAGGUGCGGGAUGUGCUAGGAGAUGGCCGUCUAAUAAAACGCCGCAUUAAAGAUGGCAAAGGUGAAUUUCCUAUGGAUUGCCCUCUUCAAGACAGUCGACUGCGUGUGCAUUACAAGGGCAUGCUUAUAGAUGAAGAAAAGACGGUUUUCUAUGAUACAAGAGUUGAUAAUCAUGGUCAACCGUUGGAGUUUUCAUCAGGGGAAGGGCUUGUACCUGAAGGUUUUGAGAUGUGUGUUCGAUUGAUGUUGCCUGAAGAGAUAUCACUUGUUACCUGCCCCCCUGAUUAUGCAUAUGACAAGUUUACCAGGCCAGCUAAUGUUCCUGAAGGUGCUCAUGUUCAAUGGGAGAUUGAGCUGCUUGGUUUUGAAAUGCAAAAGGACUGGACUGGCAUGGACUUUAGAGCUAUUAUGGAUGAUGUUGAGAAGACCAAAGGCACGGGUAACAGGCUAUUCAAAGAAGGAAAAUUUGCACUUGCCAAAGCAAAGUACGAGAAGGUUCUACGCGAAUUCAAUCAUGUCAAUCCACAAGAUGACGAGGAGGGAAAAGAGUUUGGGAAUACAAGAAAUCUGUUGAAUCUGAAUGUGGCUGCCUGCUACCUGAAGAUGGGGGAUUGUCGAAAGUCAAUCGAGACAUGUAAUAAAGUAUUAGAUGCAAAUCCUGUUCAUGUGAAAGCGCUUUAUAGACGAGGAAUGGCUUACAUGGCGGCUGGCGAUUUUGAGGAAGCAAGGAGAGAUUUUAACAAGAUGAUGACCAUUGACAAAUCAUCCGAAGUCAAUGCAAAGGCAGCUCUUCUUAAAUUGAAGCAGACAGAGCAGGAAGUAGAGAAGAAAGCUCGGAAGCAGUUUAAAGGACUAUUUGACAAGAAGCCUGGGGAAAUAUCAGAGGUUGGUGUAGAUGAUAAAGGAAAAGAGACUAUGACGGAAAAUGAUGAUGAUGAUGCACAGGAACCCUUCAUUUCUAGCCAGGAAGAGAAGGAUGGUGAUGGAGAUGCACCACAGGCUCCAGGUCCUGCUCGUAUGGGGUCUUUUUCGCAAUUGUUGACCAGUGGUAUGAAUCUAUUCAAGUCUCUUGGGGUGAACAGAUGUGCUAUAUUGUAAAGAAAAUAUUUUCAAAACCCGAAACAAGUGUGGGUUAUAAUACUACGCUACAUAACGAAAAAUAGUUAGCAAUAUGCCACAGGAAUCACAAGUACUGGUUUGUCCUAAAGGAGGCAGGCACUAACUAGUAAGAACCCUUUUUCUGGAGUUAGAAUGGCCAGAACAUUUUUACUGGCAUCCUCUUUUGUCUUCUGCAAAUGAAUGCAUGUGUUGGAUGUUUUGUUUCUUGGGCAAA